UUCACCACAAGAAAACUUAAAAAAUGAAGGGACUGUCGAUCUUGGCUCUGAUGAUGGCCGCCACCGCCUGCGUGCUGGCCCAGGAAGAAUCAAAUGAAGCGGGAAUAGCGGACGAAACGGCCGUGGUCGACGAUAAAGCUGCCAGCGACGAUGCUGAAUUUAAAUGCGUCAAUUGCCACCCUCAUUGCCCACCCAGUUGUGUUAAACCAACUCCUCCUCAUUACAAUCACCACCAUCAUCCUUAUCACUGCCCCACGUGCCCACCCAGACCCACUUGCCCCACGUGCCCACCCAAACCCACUUGCCCCACCUGCCCACCUCCAAUUACUUGUCCACCCCCACACACUUGCCCUCCUCCUCCUCAUUGCCCAACUUGUCCUACUUGCCACACAAAGCCCCCUUGCCAUACUUGCCCAACCAAGCCACAUUGUCCAAUUUGUCCUACCAUUCCUACCCUUCCCCCUAAGCCCUGCCUCAAACCUCAUCCCACUCUGAUCGGAGUCUGCCUCGAUGUGGAUAUCGGCAUCGGCAAGUAAAAAUGAGGGUCGAAUAAGACGACCAAACGAAUCCGGCAGUUCCAGCAACGUCCUCGGCAGAUUUUACAGCGUCCAUUGUAGUGUGAUUAGAUUUGUCUGUUUCAAUUAUUUCUGGUUUUUGUUCUGGUCUCUGUGGUUUUUUUUCGUGUCGGUCUAGUGGAUUAUAGUUAACUCCGAUUGAAGCUCGGCAAUUUUGUAUGUGUUGGAUACCCUAAAGAAAAGACAAUAAAAGUACGAUGGAUAUUAAAAA
This is a messenger RNA of Daphnia pulicaria, 786 nucleotides long. Its product is annotated as putative small proline-rich protein 5. The transcript is spliced from 3 exons. Lineage: Eukaryota; Metazoa; Arthropoda; Branchiopoda; Diplostraca; Daphniidae. Bases 24 to 536 code for a protein of 170 amino acids. The record is from RefSeq and is a predicted model, not a curated record.